AUGAGACUCAUACCCCUGGCCCUGGCUGCUGUCUUGGCAGCGGUCAGUACCGCGUCUACACUCGAACCUCCCGUGGUGCCUCUAGUCGUUCGAAACCCUUACCUGAGUGCUUGGCUUCCCAAUGCCCGAGAAGUGCCAUGGGCCAGAUGGCCCAUCUUUUGGAACGGAGACCAUGUGGGUCUUGCGUUGAUGGCCCACAUCCCGAGUCAAGGCGCCGUCUAUCCUCUUUUGGGCAGGCCGCAGGACUCCCUGCAGAAGAAGGAUAGCAGCUACCAUAUCAAGUACCCCUCCUACCUCGGUACUACGUACGAUGCAUCGACCACAAACCUCACCUACAGCAUUGAUGCCGGCUCUUCAUAUCCACUUAAUCUCACUAUCUCGUUUCUCUCGCCCAUCACACCGACGUCCACUCUGCGACAGUCAAUACCUGCAGCGUAUGUGACCAUCGAUGUCCAAGGCGAUGUUGACGUGAACAUCUACAUGGAUGUGACCGGCCAAUGGCUCAGUAAAGACGCCAGAAACAACAUCAACUGGGAAAGAGGCACUUUGAAGACAGAUAGUCAACAGGCCCACCUGCAAAGGUGGCAAGUGCGUAGAGAGACGGAAGAGUUGUUGUCGGAAAAUGACGAUCACGCUGAAUGGGGCACACUCAAUUUCGCUGGACCUACUAACCAGGAUGCGAGGUAUCAGUCCGGAUCAGACACUGAUGUGCGUCGUACCUUCGCCAGCACCGGUACUGUUGACAACUCCAACGACAACAAGUUCCGCGCCAUCCACGACCGUUGGCCUGUCUUUGCGUUCUCCCAAUCGUUCAACCUAGGUCAUUCAUCUAGUAGCUACUCAGACAGUGUGACUUUCACUCUCGCACUCAUUCAGGACCCAGUCAUUCAAUAUGCCUCCUCUCGGGGCCUAACUUUGAUGCGACCCUUGUGGGAGUCAUGGUACCCAACGGUUGAAGAAUUACUGAGCUUCCACUACCAAGACUUCGCUCAUGCUAGCGCAUUGGCAUCGAAUUAUUCCCAGCAGCUUGCGGAUGAUGCAUACCUUUCGGGUGCCAGCGACUACGUCGACAUCGUCGCUCUUUCCGCUCGUCAGGUUAUGGGAUCGACUGUCUUUGCAGGAACCCCAGAUGAUCCUAUCCUGUUUCUGAAGGAGAUUUCCUCUGAUGGAAACCUACAGACAAUCGAUGUCAUCUAUCCUGCCUUCCCAUUCUUCUUAUACACCAACCCUCGCUGGUUAUCAUACCUUUUGGAGCCUCUGAUUGAGCACAUGCUCAGUGGGCAAUACCCCAAUACCUAUGCCAUGCAUGAUUUGGGUACACACUUCCCCAACGCUACCGGUCAUCCUGACGGGAACGAUGAAAGGAUGCCAGUGGAAGAGUGCGGAAACAUCCUCAUCAUGGGACUGGCUGUUGUGAACUCCCUUCGAUACCAAGACCCCACAGAGGCUUCCUCAAUCUGGUCAACCUUGGGUUCAUCGUCGCCUGAAGUCGGUAGCAAGUCUCGUGAGGCUCACAAAUUGUUCCAUUUGAAUGAUCAGCAAACCCUCGAUGGAAUUGCCCUCCAAGAUGGUAAAUGGGGUGGUGGUGAUGAAGGCGAGCGCUUGGCCGAGGAAUGGAUUAAGCGCAGCUACACUCUGUGGAAACAGUGGACUGGAUACUUGGUGGAGUACAGUCUGAAGCCCGAGAAUCAACUUUCUACCGAUGACUUUGCUGGUCCUUUGGCUCUUCAGUCCAACCUGGCUCUGAAGGGAAUCAUUGGCAUCAAUGCAAUGAGCAAGAUCGCCGCGCUUGCUGGGAAUGAUACCGAUGCUCAAUAUUACAAGGCAAGUCAUUUUGACUACGUCGCAAAGUGGGAGAAGUAUGCCAUGUCGUGGGACAACACUCAUGCUAAGCUAUCCUACGACUGGGCUGGCUCUUGGACGACUCUCUACAACCUCUACGCCGAUGCCCAGCUCUGCUUCCAUCUGGAAAACACUGACACUGAAACUCCUGGGUUCGUCCCUCGCCACAUCUACCAGAAGCAAUCAAUCUGGUAUGACCAUGUUCGUCAGAAGUUCGGUCUUCCCCUCGACAGCCGUCAUCUAUAUACCAAGACCGACUGGGAGUUCUUCUCAAUGGCAGUCGUCUCGAAGCCUGUGAGGGCGGAGAUCUUGGAGUCUGUUGCCCUGUGGGUCAACGAGACCGCUAGCAAUGGACCUUUCACAGAUCUGCACAACACUGAGGGCGACGGAGGCUUUGCUGAGGGCACCAGGUUCCGUGCUCGGCCUGUGAUUGGAGGUCACUUUGCAUUCCUCGCGUUGGAGCGUGCUUGUGGUGGUAAAGCUAUGUCGGGUCUGAAAUUCCUUGACGAGGUGGAUGAUGAACUCAUGACGGUCUGGACCCAGAACGCCAUGUCUGCGGCGCAAGAGUUCAAGGACCCUGUCGGAUAUCGACAGAGGGAGGGAGAGCUAUAG
This is a messenger RNA of Penicillium brevicompactum, 2454 nucleotides long. RefSeq names its product putative glutaminase. The coding region runs from base 1 to 2454 and encodes 817 amino acids. The transcript has 5 exons. The record is from RefSeq and is a predicted model, not a curated record. NCBI's taxonomy places the organism in Eukaryota, Fungi, Ascomycota, Eurotiomycetes, Eurotiales, Aspergillaceae.